This is a messenger RNA of Helianthus annuus (common sunflower), 711 nucleotides long. RefSeq lists its product as uncharacterized. The record is from RefSeq and is a predicted model, not a curated record. The transcript has a single exon. NCBI's taxonomy places the organism in Eukaryota, Viridiplantae, Streptophyta, Magnoliopsida, Asterales, Asteraceae. Bases 1 to 711 code for a protein of 236 amino acids.
AUGGCAUGGAGAGAUCUUUUUCCGGUGCUCAUUCAAUUGGAUCAUUUGCAAUUAAACCCGAAUAAGAUUGAUAGACUGUUAUGGAGAGACGGUAAUGAUCUAAGUGACUUUUCUUCUUUGUGUGUUUGGCAUUCGAUUCGGUACAAAGAAUCGGAAGUGAAUUGGUGUAACAUUGUUUGGUUUUCGCAAUGUAUCCCUCGGCAUGUGUUUAUGAUGUGGUUGGUCAUCAAAGGUAAACUUUUGACUCAAGACAAAAUUCUAAAAUGGGACUUGUCGUGGAGGAAGAAUAUGAAUAUGAUGUGUUACCUGUUAUGUUAUCAGAACUUUGACUCACACCCGCACCUAUUUUUUGAAUGCAAAUAUUCUUCUCAAGUGUGGCUUAUUAUUCGGAAAAAGGUGGGUAUGGACUUUGUUAGUCCGAAAUGGAGAGAUAUUAUUGAGUGGUUACUGGCUCGAGCUCGAUCUAAAUCAGCUGUGUUUUAUGUUGCUAAGAUUCUUGUUACGGCUGCUUUAUACUUCAUUUGGCAAGAAAGAAAUGCGAGGAUAUUCAAAAAUCAGCUAAGACCACCGGAGAAGCUUAGUGAAAUUAUAUUAAAGACGGUAAGAUACAAGCUGAUGGGAGCGAAGCUAAAGAAUACUGCAAAUGUGCGGAGGCUUCUUGGAAAGUGGGAGAUUUGUGGGGGAGAAGUUAUGACGACGGUGGAUGAUUAG